Messenger RNA from Syngnathus acus (greater pipefish), 3217 nucleotides. It is a transcript of the gene cadm1a, whose product is annotated as cell adhesion molecule 1a. The transcript is spliced from 12 exons. Gene Ontology annotation, cellular component: neuron projection; plasma membrane; synapse. The coding region runs from base 85 to 1407 and encodes 440 amino acids. Gene Ontology annotation, molecular function: signaling receptor binding. The record is from RefSeq and is a predicted model, not a curated record. NCBI's taxonomy places the organism in Eukaryota, Metazoa, Chordata, Actinopteri, Syngnathiformes, Syngnathidae. Gene Ontology annotation, biological process: detection of stimulus; susceptibility to natural killer cell mediated cytotoxicity; cell recognition.
UGUGUGUGUGUGUGCGUGUGGGGGGGCUCCACAGUAGGUGAAGCCGCUCGCUUCGUGCCACCAUAACUGAAGCAGGUGUCCACCAUGGCGCACGCAGGCUGCGGCUCUUUGGCGACUAUUCUCUUUUUAUUCAUCUUUCAGGCGGCUGUUCUCCAAGGAGCCGCACAGAUUCCAGUGGUGAGUCAGAACCUGGUGACGGACAACGUGUCGGUGGUAGAGGGCGAGAUGGCCAUCAUCAGUUGUCGGGUGAAGGAUAACGACGACUCGGUCAUCCAGCUACUCAACCCCAACAGACAGACCAUUUACUUCCGAGACAUGAGGCCGCUAAAAGACGCUCGCUUCCAGCUGGUCAACUUCUCCGACAACGAGCUGCGAGUGUCGCUGUCCAACGUGUCGCUCUCAGACGAGGGCCGCUACGUUUGCCAGCUGUACACCGACCCGCCGCAGGAGGCCUACGCCGACAUCACCGUGCUGGUGCCCCCAGGUAACCCCAUGAUCGAUGCCCGCGAAGAGGUCCUGAGCGAGGGCAACGAAACGGAGAUGACCUGCACCGCCAUGAGCAGCAAGCCCGCCGCCACCAUCAGAUGGAUGAAGGGCGAUAAGGAGCUCCCAGGAAAGCCCAAGGUGGAGUUGACCUACGACAGGAUGUACACGGUAACGAGCCGUCUCACAUUCACCGUCAACAAAGAGGACGACGGCGUACCGGUUGUUUGCAUCGUGGAUCACCCCGCAGUCAAAGACUUCCAAGUACAGAAAUACCUGGAAGUUCAGUACAAGCCUGAGGUUAAGAUCAUGGUCGAGUUUCCUCAGGGUCUGACGAGGGAAGGAGAGAACCUGGAGCUGACGUGCCAGGCUAAAGGCAGACCUCAGCCACAACGAGUCAACUGGGUGAAGGUGGACGAUGAUGUGCCGUCCCACGCCGUCAUCACCGGCGCAGACCUUUACAUCGAAAACCUCAACAAGUCCUACAACGGAACAUACCGCUGCGUGGCGGCCAACUCGUUGGGGGAGUCGUACGACGACUACAUCCUCUACGUCUACGAUGCUCCCACCACCACCCCCAAACCCACCACUGCCACCAUCUUCAUCAUCACUUCCUCCUCCCUCCACCCCGAAGCCAGUCAAGACACUGCGCCCAGCACUGAACCUGCAGCUCAUGAUUCUCGAGCCGGUGAGGGAGCCCCCAGAACGGUGGACCACGCGGUGAUCGGGGGAGUCGUGGCUGUGGUGGUCUUCGCCAUGCUCUGUCUACUCAUCGUCUUGGGACGUUACUUCGCCAGGCACAAAGGUACCUACUUCACACACGAAGCCAAAGGGGCGGACGACGCGGCCGACGCCGACACGGCCAUCAUCAACGCCGAGGGCGGCCACACCAACUCCGACGAAAAGAAGGAGUACUACAUCUAAUCAAAGCAGGACCCCGACACCUUCAGCGUCCUCUUUAGGGCGCGGUUGUUUCUGGGGGGACUCGGGGAUUGGGGGGGGGGGGGGGGGGGGGGGGGGGGGGGGGGGGUUAGAGGGGAUCUGAAAUGGUCACCUUAAUGGGUGGGAGGCGCGAGAAAAAAAAAGCAGUUUGUCUAGUCUCGUCCGCAAAUGUAGGUUGGAAUGUUUUAUGUGUUGUAGGGAAAAGAAAUCAAAAGGACGGUUUUUAAGAUGCGGACAAGAGGAGGACGGUGGGGGUGGGGUGGGGUGGGGUGGGGGGGGGGGUCAGAGAGCUUCACCGUUCAGCACCUACCUAACGACAUGUUUAUUUUCUUGUUGAUGUUGUCGAGUCCCCGACCGUUUGCAGAAAAUUCUGUGCCUUGUUCGGAUUUUUUUUCGUGGCGUUCACAAGCUCCCACCUUGGGUUUCUGUAGAGGGUACAAAAAAAAAAUGACAGCCACCCCCCCCUCCCGCUCGUCCCCAACGACUACCGCCACCGCUUCCUCUUUAACGUCAAAACACUUCAUAACAAUUGAGUAUACUGUGAUAUAUCUGCGACUCGGUUAUGUCCCACCCCUUGGGGAAAAAUGCAAGGAAUGCGUCACCAUAUCAUUGUACAUAAUAAUGAGAAUAGUUGUAGACUGUUGAUGACCCCACCCCACCCCACCUCAACCUUCGCACUCCCUGUCAAAAAUGACCAACCACCGUCAGAGUAUAAUCAAAAAAAAGACAGCAAAAAAACAAUCUCUUUUGUUGUUUUUGAAGAAACUCAUGCUUGGUAACCUCCGCCGGCCGCACAAUGCCCACCAUGUCAUUAUGAUGAUUGCAUAUUCUGCACUGUUAUUUUCAUCCACCCCCCCACCCCCUGCUUUUUCCUCGCGACUUCUAAUUGAGUCCCGAUGGCGACACGCAACGAAAUUCCUGUUUUCCCACUGGCAUUGUAGGAAAAUUUGAAAUAUUUGCUGUUGUUUUCAUGUAGAAUGAACUCCAGCCCAUUUUGCACAUGCUGACCAAAACGAUUUGCAAUCUGUCCAGACUUGGAUUUAAUCAAACAUUUCAAAUUUGUCUUCGGAAACGGCGAGGUCCACCAAUUUGUAUAGUUUGUACAAAAGCGCUACAUUAAAUCUUUAUUUGGAAAUAUUUGUUCUUGACACUAAUUGUCAUAAUGCCGGUGGAAGGUAAACUCUCCGGGACACUAACGACUUUUUUAUUUUUCUAUGCUCCCCAUUGCUAGUGUGCUUUUUUUUUUUUUUUGGCUUAAAUUGAGUUUCCACUUGCAUGAAUGUGUUGGCUGGAUUUCUUCUCGCUCUGUUGCUUUUUUUUUUAUGUCACCUGCCAAAGCGAAACUAAAAGUUUGUAUUGUCAGUGGCGGCCAGGGAAACGCAGAGGAAUGUCAGAAUGUUUCCGGCUGACGUUGAGUUGCGCGAGUGGGAUUUUUGCAUGAUGGCGCUAGCAUCUUGAGGUCGGACCCAAGGUCCAAUCGAACGUUGUCGUUUGUUUGUCAAUGUGUUCACACAGAAAGCAGCAUGCCUAACGACAUCGCUCCCAUUCCAUUCCAAACAUUCCAUUACUAUUCAACCAAUUUGCCAUCAUGGCUGAUUAAAUGUACAUUAUUUCAUAACAUUUCGCAAUCACAACAAUGUUUUUUUCUAUUUUGAAACAAAUUGUAAUUUUACAAAGUUAAUACACUAAAGUACGCUGAAAACGACCGUAAAUUUCUUUAGGUCAGAGAAAAACAAAAAAUACAUUGGGGCAAUAUUCGUGACCCUUCAACAAAAUCUCAGUUCUUCGGAAA